AUGUCUGGUGACGAUCAAACUGCGAGUACUACUACAACUCGAAGUGCAACUCGACGUAGGAUUUCACCGUACGACAUAACCUCUAGUGAUAACCCUGGUACUUUGAUCUCAAAACCGUUGCUGCGUGGUCCCAACUACGAUGAAUGGGCUACAAAUUUUCGUUUGGCGUUGAAAGCAUGGAAGAAAUUCGGAUUUGCCGACGGUUCUAUACCACAACCCGUCGCAGACUCGGAAGAUUAUGAAGAUUGGAUAGCAAACAACACACUUGUUGUUUCUUGGAUGAAACUCACGAUAGAUGAUAGCAUCUCAACCUCGAUGUCACAUGUGGAUGGUUUGCAUGAGUUGUGGACUCACAUUCAAAGACGUUUCGGCGUGAAGAAUGGACCGAGAGUGCAGCAACUCAAGACAGAACUUGCGACAUGUAGACAGACUCGGAAGAUUAUGAAGAAUGGACCGACGGUUCUAUACCACAACCCGUCGCAGACUCGGAAGAUUAUGAAGAUUGGAUAG
Brassica oleracea var. oleracea is the source of this 510-nucleotide messenger RNA. RefSeq lists its product as uncharacterized. Bases 1 to 510 code for a protein of 169 amino acids. Lineage: Eukaryota; Viridiplantae; Streptophyta; Magnoliopsida; Brassicales; Brassicaceae. The transcript has a single exon. The record is from RefSeq and is a predicted model, not a curated record.